Messenger RNA from Neurospora hispaniola, 1848 nucleotides. RefSeq lists its product as uncharacterized. NCBI's taxonomy places the organism in Eukaryota, Fungi, Ascomycota, Sordariomycetes, Sordariales, Sordariaceae. The transcript has a single exon. Bases 228 to 1613 code for a protein of 461 amino acids. The record is from RefSeq and is a predicted model, not a curated record.
CUUUGUUUGUCUGUUACUGGCCAGAACAGGCGGUGAUGGUGAUAUUGUUUGUCAAGACUGGUAUGAACUAGUAGUAGUGGCUGACAUAUCACAGCCAACCAUGCCCCUGCUUUUUUGGAUUAACAACAACCAGACACCACCAAACAAAAUGGCGAUGAUCCCCAACUUUUCAAAUUGCCGUGUUGUUUCCUUACCUUUGCGGUAAUUCAAUAACCUAUCCAUCAGCGAUGACCGGAUCGAAGACCAAAACCCCCCAAGUAUCACCCAGAGCGAAAUUCAAUUAUGCUCAUGGUCCAGCUCCCCUAUCGGAAUUUCAGGACCUAGGCAACGGAAUCCUCUUCUUGGAUCCAGCAGCAGCAGCAGCAGCAUCACCACCAAACCAUGACGGUAACCACAACCAUACCCCUCAACUCAUAGUUCUCUGCACCUGGCUAGGCGGCGCCACUCCCCGGCGCAUCGCCAAAUACACCUCAGGCUACCGGCGUCUCUUCCCCGCCUCGCCCAUCCUCGUCAUCCAAACCGUCAUUGCCGAUUUCACCGUCCGUUCCGAACAGGCCAUUCGGCGAAACCUAGCCCCGGCAAGAGACGUCAUUCGACAUGUCCUCCUUACCCACGAUCGCUCCAAUUCCCAAUUACAUGCAGGAGCAACUUAUAGCGCACCGGAAAACAAGAGUCACGGGACAGGCACGGGAAUCUUGUUACACAUCUUCUCCAACGGCGGGUGCCACCUAUCCCUCCAACUAGCCCACACCUACCUCUCCUCUUUUGGUGACAACUCACUCCCCGUCACGCUACAAAUCCUCGAUUCCUGCCCUGGCACGUUUUCCAUUGCGCAGACCUAUGGAGCAGCAGUGCAUUCUGUGCCCUCGCAUCAUCCUUGGGUAUUACAGAGCAUGGAGCGAUGGGGGUUGUGGAGCGCGGUGGUCCUGAUUGCGGGAAUACAGCACGGACUACCGAGAGCGAUUGGGGAGAAUGUGCUAAGACAAAAGUUGUUGGGUGGGGUGGGGGUGGAUUUUGAGGGGAUGAGGGGGGGAGUUUUGGAUGAUGGACUUUUUGGGGGACAGGGAAAUGGGGGAAAAGAAGAAGGAGGAGGGGGAACGGGGACGGGGAGGUUGUAUUUGUAUUCGAAAGCGGAUGAGGUGGUGGGGUGGAGGGAUGUUGAGAGGCAUGUGAGGCAGGCUAGGAAGUUGGUGGUGAAGAAGAAGAGUAAGAAGGGGGGAGGAGAUGAUGAAAGACAAGGGUUGGUGAGAGCGGAGAGGUUUGAAAAGGCGAGCCAUUGUGCGUUGGUGAUGGAGGAUGAGGAGAGGUAUUGGAGGGCUGUGAGGGAGAGUUGGGAGAGGCAAAUGGAGAGGAGGCGGAUGCGGAGAGAGAGUCGCGAAGAAGAGGAGUGUGAACCCGGAAAAGUCGUGUUGGGGGCUACAAAUGAACAAGGGGGAGAAGGGGGGUUGGCGAGGAGCCAGGAACAAGGUUCGGUGUUGAAGAAGGAGUUGAGUCGAGAGCAGCUGAGGCUACUAAGUCUAGGAGAGGUCGCACUAGCAAGCUCUGACGGACUCGACGCUUCUGCUGUCGACGUUGCGAAGAACAGCUUAGAAGAUGGGGUGCGGUUUCGAUAAUCGUAUCGGGAAGAGGAUUUGCUAUUCUUGUUGCAGUUUGAUUUAUGGGACUCCAAAAGGAAUAGACACAUGGAGCGUGCCUCAGAAGACCGUUGGUACUCUCGUCUAUGAUAGCGUGGUUUGUAAUUAACAACAGCUCUCAUCAUGAUCAUCCAGACGAUGUGACAGUAUACAUGAGACAAUCAGAUAUAAAACCAGUUUGAGCAACGGCGGUCUGCGUCCUCUCAAAGAUAAC